Messenger RNA from Puccinia triticina, 1176 nucleotides. RefSeq lists its product as uncharacterized. Lineage: Eukaryota; Fungi; Basidiomycota; Pucciniomycetes; Pucciniales; Pucciniaceae. The transcript is spliced from 8 exons. The record is from RefSeq and is a predicted model, not a curated record. The coding region runs from base 1 to 1176 and encodes 391 amino acids.
AUGAGACCAGUGUCGAGUCAAGUACCUUCCCAUUUUCCCCCGCAACCUACCCCCAUUGCUAUCACCCGCACGACUCAAGUGCGAACCGGAGGCACUCCCAAUAUUACGCCCAGCCGCAUCAUCAACGACACACCCAAUAUUACGCCCAGCCGCAUCAUCACCGACACAGGAGGCCAGUCGGGAGAAUCAGGAGGCCCUAUGCCUCCUCCUACCAUUGUACCCACCCCCACACGUGCACCCGUCAUCACCCCUAGUCGGAUAAUCGACAGUACAGGACCUCAUACCGGGCACGGUCGGACCCCCAGCGUCACUACGAGGCGACUCGCCAACAAUCCGCCCCCCCCAAAUCCAAUCAUCCACCAUGGGCCCCCCAUUCCUCAACCAGAUCUCAUGUCCGAAGAUGAGAGCCUGGUGGACAAGGUACGUGCAUCGACCUCCGAUGACAAGGCUUAUAGUCAAUAUGGUAGCAUGGACGGAUUCAUCCGACCCCCGCCGCCCCGAGGUUCUCCACGUAUCACCGUUCCAAGUGAUGCCCAGGAGCUUCCCCCUCCUCUCGCUCAAACCCCCUCAGCUGUGAUCCGCCCAACCCCGCAACCUGUCCACCAACCGCCGCAACCAUCCACAGCUGUCCACCAACCCCCGCAAACGCCCGCAUCACGUGCCGACCAUCGUCCAGCUCCUGCAGUCCCCGCCCCUCCUUGUUGUGCUCCCCCAGUGGGUAACCACCCACUUGUUGAUUCCAUGCUCGCAUCUGCGCAGCUGUCGGAUACAGACCUUCAGCUAGCGCAGCAACUAUUCAACGCCCCCAAGGAAACCCGCUGGCAAUUACAAGUUGUCAUGUGGUUGACCCAACGCCGCCUCACUGCUGCAUUAACCGCCGCAGCUGACCCUGCCCAUGAGACCGCUCAUGUGUAUUCCCAGGUUUUCCGUACCCGAGUGCGUCAAAGGAUCCGAGAGAUCCUCAUGCAAAGCACACUUGAAUCGUACAGCCGGGAACAUCUAUGUGCACUCGCCACUGCCCUUAAUCAAAAGCAGUCUCCAGCUUUCCGGAGACAACACCUUCCCGCGGGGAUUCUCCACAAUCACAAAGCCAUGGCGGGCCUCGUAAUUUUCUUGCGCGGAAUGGUCAAGCAUGAGCAAACUCACAUGCGCAACUUGCUCUUGUCAAACGUUUGA